This is a messenger RNA of Aspergillus steynii IBT 23096, 1565 nucleotides long. RefSeq names its product putative DnaJ domain protein Psi. Gene Ontology annotation, molecular function: protein-folding chaperone binding. NCBI's taxonomy places the organism in Eukaryota, Fungi, Ascomycota, Eurotiomycetes, Eurotiales, Aspergillaceae. Gene Ontology annotation, biological process: translational initiation. Gene Ontology annotation, cellular component: cytosol. The coding region runs from base 440 to 1552 and encodes 370 amino acids. The transcript has 3 exons. The record is from RefSeq and is a predicted model, not a curated record.
AGGCCUUCCAUACAUCAAGGCCCCUCUCUUCUCCUCGCCGCGUCUCGCUGAUUUGUUCUGCGUUGUCCUUUUUCCUCCUUCUCCUGCAUUCACGCUCUCUGCCAAUUUCAAUCCUCACCUAUCACACGAUAUCCUCCUCGAUACCUGCGAGUACCCCUUGCCCAGUCUCGAUCUGACUGCCUAUCUCGCUCUCGCCCCGCGAACCUUCUACGUCAUUCGAGUUCCCACCAGCUUCCACGCCGGUUUGCCAACUGGGACUGAAUUUUAUUUCCCCUCGACCCCGGUUGCUUUGGCACCUGCAUUCUUUUCGUGAUCUUUGUUUACUGGCGGCUCCAUCCUUAUUUAUUGAGCUCCAAUUAGAGUUUUGUCGACCCUGUUCUGCCCUGACCGGCAUCUUUAAUUCUCUUCACCCGCCACACAACACCUUUCCUACGACACAAUGGUUGCGGAAACCAAACUCUACGAUUCCUUGAGCAUCAAGCCCGACGCUUCUCAAGAUGAUAUUAAAAAAGCCUACCGGAAGGCGGCAUUGAAGUACCACCCGGACAAGAACAAGGAUAACCCCGCUGCGUCGGAGAAGUUCAAAGACGUUUCCCAAGCUUACGAAGUCCUCUCCGACCCGGAAAAACGUAAGGUUUAUGACCAAUUCGGCCUCGAGUAUCUCCUUCGCGGUGGUCCGCCUCCCUCGCCCGGUGGUGGUGGUGGCGGCGGCGCCGGAGGCAGCCCCUUCGAUGGGGGCAUGCCGGGAGGAUUCUCGUUCGGAGGCAUGCCCGGCGGCGGCGGCGGUCGCACAUUCCACUUCUCGACGAGCCCUGGCGGCGGCGGCUCCGGCUUCCGCUUCAGCUCCGCCGACGAUAUCUUCCGGAACUUCGCCAAGGCUGGCGGCGGCGGCGGCAUGGGCAUGGAUGAUGACGAUCUCUUCUCCAUGCUCGGUGGCGGCCUAGGUGGUGGCCGCGGCUUCCGAUCGAGCCGUCCCAGUGGGUUCCAGCAGUCCCGACGCGCUCCUCCCCCCGAGCCGACCGUGAUGGAGAAGGAGCUGCCGCUGACCUUGGAGGAGUUGAUGCGCGGCACUACCAAGAAGGUCACGGUUAAGAGCAAGGCGUUCGACGCCAGUGGCAAGCGCACUGUCCAGGACGUGACCUUGGAGGCUAACAUCAAGCCGGGUCUGCGCACGGGAUCGAAGAUCAAGUACCGCGGCGUGGGCGACCAAGAAGAAGGUGGUCGUCAGGAUGUGCAUCUUAUCGUUACAGAGAAAGAGAACCCCAACUUCAAACGACACGGCGACAACCUCAUCACCACCGUCGACCUCACCCUCAAGGAGGCUCUCACCGGCUGGGAGCGUAUUGUCCGCACCAUCGACGGCAAGUCGAUCCGAGUCGCCAAGCCAGGCCCGACGCAGCCCGGUCACGAAGAACGGUAUCCGGGCUGGGGCAUGACGGUAUCGAAGAAGCCCAGCGAGCGAGGCGACCUGAUCGUGCGCGUCAGCGUCAAAUUCCCAAGCAGCCUGACCACAGAACAGAAGGACGUGCUGAAGGACGUGCUUCCCAAUUGAGUGUGAUUUCAUG